Messenger RNA from Aquila chrysaetos chrysaetos, 6395 nucleotides. It is a transcript of the gene POU6F1, whose product is annotated as POU class 6 homeobox 1. Gene Ontology annotation, molecular function: RNA polymerase II cis-regulatory region sequence-specific DNA binding; DNA-binding transcription factor activity, RNA polymerase II-specific. The record is from RefSeq and is a predicted model, not a curated record. Gene Ontology annotation, biological process: regulation of transcription by RNA polymerase II. Lineage: Eukaryota; Metazoa; Chordata; Aves; Accipitriformes; Accipitridae.
UGUGUUCACUCCUUCCCUACGGAGGGGAGGAGAAGGGCUGCCCCCCCCCACUUAGACCCAUCCCCAGCACCUGCAGCCGCAGCCAUCUCAGGGUCAGGUUUGGUCUUCAGGCGAUGAACCCCGCUUUAAAAGUCCCUGAAGUGCUGCCCCCCCCGAUUGCAUUUCAUGGGACCGUAGGCUCAGUGGGGGGACCCUGUGCCCCCCAAACUGACCGUGAUGUCCCUCUGAGAUGUCCUGGACCCUCGAGGUGGCUUCCAGUCCCAGGGUGUUGGCAGGACAGAGAGCGAUUGAUGCACCGGGCACUAUUUUGGGGGAGACAGAUGGGAGAUCCGAGUGCGCCGGCUUGGGAGAUCCGAAAUCUGCUCCUGGUUUUGCCACGCUCCUCUGGCAUGACCUUGGGAGGUGAACUUAAUCCCAUCAUGUCCUCUGUCUAUGUGUAGCCGGAAUAAAAAUACUUUCCUGUCUCUCCGGAGAAAGGAGCAGAUUCCUGGGAAGUCACCGUAAGCUGAUCCGGCUGCUCCCCAUGCCGGGACGAGUCGGCCAGGGUUUGCAUUGCAAACAGGCAGCAAAGAGGGGACCCCCAUCACCCUCAGCAUGGCCACAGAGGCAGGAGGUUGUAUUCGGGAUCAGGCUUUUGCCCCCAAAACCUCGUGAAGGUGGGAAGCAAAGCAAAGAUGAAGAGAUUCAACCAAGGCCGCACAGCCCAGCGGUAGCAGAGUGGAAUGCAGCGCGCCGGUCUCCCGUGCAUCUUCCCUAUUCGUGAAAAAACACGACAAGGCCCGGAGAAAAAUGUUUCUCUUUACUGGGGCAAAGAGGAUUUUGCAAAUAACGGAGUUAAACCGCCAAACUGGCAAGAAAGCCUGGUCAACUGGUUUUGGGUUUUCCCCCUUUUUUCAAGCAGGUUUUGGGACCCUCCGCCGGGUAUUUCCUCUCCCUUGCCCGGGCAGCAGACGCUCUGAUGAAGCGAUUAAAGGAUCACCUGUGUUUCUGUUUGGGAUCGGGGUGCCGGAGCGAGCUGCACUUGUGAGAGGGCUCAUCCCUGGCAGCUUUAUGCAGGCUGGGGCCAAAUCGAUGCCAACCAACCUCUCUAUGUCCUGCUCCGGUGCCGUUUGCAUAUCUUGAGCGACAUAAUCCAGGCUGGGAAGUGCCUGCUACGUGUCAGCAGCUCCAUUUUCUUCACCAAUGCAAAUUCCUGAGUCAGCUCCUGCCCCAGCAGGCUCGCCACGGCCAUGCGUCCAGGCUCAAUGUAGCCCCUCGGUUUGUUGAUAAACUUUAUGAUCAGCCCUGAGCGGCCCCGGCUGCGCCUUUGGAAGGUGAGUUGGGCCGGUAGAUGAGUUUUCCCGGGAUUCAGCGGCCUCAGCCCUGGCUGUGGGGUUUUCCAGGCGUGAAGUUGACUCAACACUGUGGAUGAAGGACGCUGGGGAGCUGCCAUGUCUCCUCCAAAAGCCUCCCAGCAGAAAAAAACCUCUCUCAAAAAAGAUUUCACUGUCCUGCCGGUACAGAUGCCGCCAGCUUUCCCUUACAGCCCCGAUCUUCAGGAAUUUAACAGCUGGCUGUAAAACCAUGCUCAGCAAGGCUCUACAUCGGCUGGCUGCAGUCCUGUGCCCGGACCCGAAGCCCUACUGUGGCACCGCGCCGGCGGGGUUGCUGCAGGGCCAGAAGAAUGGUGGUGGAAAUGGGGUAGAAAUUAGAUUUACAUCGUUUUGCUGCUUAGCGGAAAGGUUUUAUUUCAGAGGUUGGGGCUGGCCAGUUUGGCUCCUCUCCCACCAGAAGAAAAUGCCUGGUUUUCUUUUUCCUCCUGGCUUGCGGAGGGUGAGCUCGGGUACAGGGAUGCUUGCCAGGCAGCCCUGGGACGCGUGUCCUUGUUGGAGAUGGAUGGUUUUGAGGUCUGGCGGCAAUGCGUCGCAUCUCGUCCCCUGCCUCAGUUUCCCCAUCAGUAUAUGCAGUAAAUUCUUAAAAGUGAUAAAGUUUAGAAGGGUAAAAAGGCAUUUUAAGAGGGAAGCUGAUUUGUGAGGAGGGAAAAAAACCUUGCAAACUGCUCGGCUGCGCUUCGGUCCAGGUCUCCACCACUGUGACACCUGGAAAUAUGCUUUGAAAAAUAAUUCCCUCUGUUGACAUCAUUUCCAGCCUGAUCCUUCUGCUCCGAACGUAGUGAAAAAAAUCACGCGAGCUGGCAAGACCGCAGCAAGGGAUGCUUGGGGCUGCGUUGUUACCCUAACGCUUCAUUUCCAGGGAGCGGGACCACGACCCAGACCUGUCCCCCUUUGCAUCGGACACAGCUUUGCUGGGAGGUGUCGGCGUGUCUGUACCUCCACGUGUAUUUGCACACUUGCCCCGUUGGGGUGUGAGCAUGCAAACCCACCUCGGGGCAGGAACCGGUGUCUUAGCACCGGCUUUUGGGGCUUGUCUACCUGAAGCUGGUGUCUGCUUAUGGCGCAUUCAGACUCCUCAGCCUGGGAUCCGAGUGUCCAUCCAAAGGAAUUAAUCCAAGAUAACGACAGCGAGUAAUUAGCGAGCGGUAGUCGUGUCCAAAAUGUCUUCUGCGCGAAGCAGGUUUAAUUAACCUCUUAGGGUUUCUCACCUGUGGCAAGUUCGUUCAAACUUAGAUUUCCACCCACUUGGGAUCCAAGUGGCUACAUCUCUGACUCAUCAACACUUGUAAUUAACACGGCAAUUAUAUUCACAGUGAGACUCGGAGCAUCUUAAAUUAUCCUUCCCUUUUUUUUUCCCCCCCUUCUUUUUUUUUUAAAUAUUAUUAUUAUUAUUUUGUGCAUUUCAUUUCCUUGCCGCCAUCUGUUGCGAAAUGGCUGUCUUCUUGCUGUGUGCACUUAACACCACCAUCUGGACAAAUUAUUUGUCCCAUUAAUUGCAAAAAAAAAAAAAAAAAAAAAAGUGUGAAGAAACGAAAUGAAAUGGUACUGCCGACCUGCCGAAUGUCUGCUACAGGAGAAGCAGCCCACUCCGAAAUCCGAAGCAUGCCGCCAAACUGCAUCGAGCCUGACAUUAUGAAAUGUCUGUUUAAUCGUCUAGCACACUAAUUGGUCUCUUUGCACAGCACCGAGAAAAAAAUCUCUCUCUCCUCUUCUCUCCACGUUAUUUGAGUCUUCCCCCACGGGGCAGGCCUGAACAGAUCUGCAGCUCACACAGAGAUAAAUACAGCGGUCAGAGCAGGGAUAUUAUUGCCCUCUGCAGCCUUUCGCCACUCCGAUUGUGCUAGAAUAAAUCUGAGGUUCUGAGAGAGGCUCUUUAGCGUAGGCUGGGAUGGAUCGGGACAGAUAACGGCGAGGUCUGGUGUUUGCAGCGGUGUUCAGUCCUCCUUACAUCACCAAACUCUGAGCCUCUGAGAAAAGCCAACACGUGCAUUAACUUCUCAGUACCACGGGCUUUAGGGGCAGUUCGCCAUUUCAGCUUGAGUUCCCAAAGCUCCUCUGCCCUUCGGCAGCAAUGAGGAGCCAUAAGGGAGAAUUAAGUUGCAAGGAUGGGACGCUUUUGAGUUGUCCCCUCUCACCAAGAGCUUGAUGCACGGGAUCUUGUUGCUCCUCAUCGCUUUCGGGGAGCGCGGGAGCAGGCAGAGCUUGGCACAGAGACAGCUCUGGUUUUUCUCUCCCUACAGCCUGAACCCGGAGUGCCGCAGCCCAGCAGCCCGCCCCGAGGAGCAGGACGCAGCAGCCAGCCCCGUCUCCUGCCAGGAGUGUCCUUUCAACCCAGAGCAAACAGUGACAUGUGGAAGGUCUGAGCCCUCUCCCACCUUCGCCGGGACACCAUGGACACUGAAGCCGUGCAGCCCCAGGAGGCUUCGCUAACGGUCAACGAGCAGGUUAUUGUCAUGUCCAGCCAUGAAACCAUCCGAGUGCUGGAGGUCGGCGUGGACACCCCGCUCCCGGCCGAGGAGGACCGGAAAACCUUGGAGAUGCCACCAGGGGAGGUAGCACGGGGCUCCCCGGGAAAGACCGGCCACCCAGGCAGAGAGGAGGUCCCACCCAGCACCCAGAGCUCAUGCAGCGGGGAGGCAGCCGGCAAAGCCAAAACGGCGGCCGGAGCAUCGCCCAGCACCGUCCCCUCCGUCGGCACCUUCAGCCACGCCACGAGCCAGCAGCCGCAGACGUUGGCCCCGCUGGCCGUGCAAGCGACCCCGCAGGUCUUGACUCAGGAAAACUUAGCAACAGUUGUGACAGGAGUAAUGGUUCCAGCAGGGACAGUUACUCAACCUCUUCUUAUCCCCAUCAGUAUUGCAGGUCAAGUGGCAGGUCAGCAGGGGCUGGCUGUGUGGACAUUUCCUACAGCAACGGUCGCUGCCCUUCCCGGAUUGACGGCUGCUUCUCCUACAGGGGGAAUUUUCAAACCGCCUAUAGCCAAUUUGCAAGCCGCUGCCGUACUGAACACAGCCAUCCAAGCGCCGGUGCAGCCUGCCCAGCCGCUGCAGGCUGCGGUCCAGCCCCGGCCGCCCCUCCAGACCCCCGGCGUCUUCCCCACCGCGCCCGGCCAGCCCCCCAUCCUGCCACAGCCCGCUGCAGCACCCACGCCGCCCGUGGCCAAGCCGUUAGAGACGCAGACCCAGAUCACCGUCCAACCUGCUGGAUUUGCCUUUAACCCUGGCAUAAUCAGCGCGGCUUCUCUCGGGGGCCAAACCCAGCUCCUCGGCUCCUUGGCAGCCGCCCCCGUGAUCGCAAACACCAUCUCCAGCGUGCAGGGCAUCACGGGCCAGAUCCUGACCAACGCCCAGGGCCAGGUGAUCGGGACCCUGCCGUGGGUGGUGAACCCCCCCGGGAUGGCGGCAGCCAGCCCAGCCCCGGCCGCUCUGCCGGCCCAGAACCUGCAGGUACAGACGGUGACGCCCCAGCUGCUGCUCAAUGCCCAGGGCCAGGUCAUCGCCACGCUGGCCGGCAGCGCCAUCCAGCGGCCGCCAUCAAGAAAACCGGCACCCCCGAGCCCCCCCCCCAAGAACGAGGUCCAGCCCAUCCAGCCGGCCCCGGCUCUCUCCCAGCCAGCCGUGGUGAUGGCAAAUCCUGCCCCAGCGGCAAAGGCUUCUUCUGUGCCCGUCCCCAUCACCUGCUCGGAGACCCCCACCGUCAGCCAGCUGGUCUCCAAGCCCCCGGCUCCCAACAGCAGCGCGGAGGAGGACGGGAUUAACCUGGAGGAGAUCCGGGAAUUCGCCAAGAACUUCAAGAUCCGACGUUUGUCCCUCGGCCUGACGCAGACACAGGUGGGACAGGCCCUGACGGCCACCGAGGGACCGGCCUACAGCCAGUCGGCCAUCUGCAGGUUCGAGAAGCUGGACAUCACCCCCAAGAGCGCCCAGAAGCUGAAACCAGUGCUGGAGAAGUGGUUGAGCGAAGCCGAGCUCCGUAACCAAGAGGGGCAACAAAACCUGAUGGAAUUCGUCGGGGGGGAACCCUCCAAAAAACGGAAGCGCCGUACCUCCUUCACCCCCCAAGCCAUCGAGGCUCUCAACGCCUACUUUGAGAAGAACGCCUUGCCCACCGGCCAGGAGAUCACCGAGAUCGCCAAGGAGCUCAACUACGACCGCGAAGUCGUCCGCGUCUGGUUCUGCAACCGCCGGCAGACCCUCAAAAACACCAGUAAACUCAACGUCUUUCAGAUCCCCUAAAUAGGGGACGGGGACGGGGACGUCCCCCCACCCCGUUGCCCACCCCGACCUCCUGCCAUCAGCACUUUUGCCACCGACUUUGUCCCCCAGCCCCGCGGUGGGUGCUGGGGUCUCCACCACCCCACCGUGCCCGUAGGUGUGUCCGUGUGUCCGUCCCCCUUUCCUCCACAUCACACAUGACCUAAGCGUGUUCGCGUCAGGUGUCAUGCCUGCCUCAUGCCUCCUCUUGCCUGUAAUGUGCGUGGUGACGGACCCCCUGCCUGCACGCACCGCCUCUCCUGCCCCCCCCAAGUGUCGUCGUCCCCCCCCAAAAAAGGAGUGAUUUUCAUUUUUUGGCCGUUUUCCUGUGUUUCCGAGGUAGUGUCACGGCUCGCUAGGGGUAAGCCCCAAUUUAAUUUCACCCCCCCUUUGAUUUCAGCGGUCCCCCACCUCGUGCCCACCAGUGCGAGGGACUUCUCGGUGCGACCCCCCCACCGUGGGGACAUCGCCGUGGGUGAUGGUUGGGGACUUCACUGGCUUCCCACCGCCCCAAGAGGGUUUUGGGGGGGUGAACCCCAUAACGGAGGCAGCACCCCCUUCCCUGCCUCCCUCCACGCCGAGCCUGGGGGCCAGGCAGGUUGGGGGGCUCCAUCCCUCGACCCCUCUCGCCCGGGGAGCGAUGGGGAGAGGCGACGGCUGGAGGGGGGGAGUUUGGGGGGACAGGGAGGGGACGCUGGGUCGCCCCGCUAGGGACGCGGCAGACUGAUGCACUUGAUGUAGUGGUGUGAAAUAAACAGUAUUUUUCUUU